Alligator sinensis (Chinese alligator) is the source of this 1816-nucleotide messenger RNA. It is a transcript of the gene CD48, whose product is annotated as CD48 molecule. Bases 123 to 863 code for a protein of 246 amino acids. The record is from RefSeq and is a predicted model, not a curated record. NCBI's taxonomy places the organism in Eukaryota, Metazoa, Chordata, Crocodylia, Alligatoridae. The transcript is spliced from 4 exons.
CACAUUUGUGCACGUCCGCACCAAAGACUCUUUUCUUGCCUUUGAAUUAUUUCUCUUUUGCCCAAAACUUUCCAGCAGCUCAAAGGGCAGGUAACUUCUACACUACUUUUAGAUACCGGAAGAUGGGGCAGGGCCAAGCAGAGAAGAUGGCGAUGGUGCUUGCUGUACUUCUGCUUUCUGUGUUGUCGUGCGGCAAGGCUGAAGAGAAGACAAAGCUCGUGAAUGGGAUUGUUAAUGGCACUGUGGACUUAGAACCAGGGAAUUCCAUCCUGGAGAGAUAUCAGCAAAUCAAAUGGUUUUACAACCACACCCAGCAGAUCCUGAAGAAGCAGAAGGGCAAGUCGGCUCAUUACAAUAAUAAGUAUUUUCAGAACAAGACGAAAUUGUUUGAGAACGGCACUCUGCGUAUCACGAGGCUUCGGAAGGAAGACAGCAGCGAAUACAAGAUAAUUGUGGAAGAUGCAAAAGGCCAGGAGAUCCCUAUAAUGAUCCAGCUGAACAUCUAUGAUCCUGUCCCGAAGCCCCGGGUGAAUGUCACUUCUUUAAAAAAGACCAAAGGAGGGUGCAGUGUCACCUUGAAGUGCUCUGUCAGUAUCCCAGAUGUGACCUACACAUGGUACAAGGAUGACAAGAAAUGCAAUGAUUCCAAGUUAAAUGGAGACCUGGUCCUCUCUCUCACAUCAGAAAGCAACAUAAUGUACAAUUGUACUGUCUGCAACUCCGCCAGCUGCAACACUGAGUCCAUAUAUUACCGAGGCGACUGCCAAUGGCAAGACAGGAACACUGCCUCGUCCACGCUCCGGCUGGCAGCUGAUUCUGCGGUGACUCUCGGGAUCCUCCUGCUCCUCCAUAACUUGCUAUGAGGCUGGGGGCCCAGGGAGGUGAGCACAGCCCUGGAUCCCAUCCUGCCUUCUGUUCUGAGAUGCACUGAGGCCACCUGCACACAAAUCCACUCAAAAGCAGCACUGCAAUAUAGCCCAGAAGCAGCAACACGAUGUGUCCAAGCCAUACUGUGAUAUAACCACCAGUACUGCAAUGUGGUGACCCAUAUCUCUGUCAACAGGAACCAGCUGGAGAUGAACAUUGUCCUAGAGAAUGACAGCAAUGUAGGGUGGGGAAGAGAUCUCAAGGGGACAUCUCCUUCUCACCCCGGCAGCGAGGCAUGAUGUGGGUCUGGACUAGGAUUGGCAAGCUGGUCAACUGACCAGUCAAAUAUUAUCAAUUGACUGUAUGUUUUUUUCAGUCAAAGAGCAAUUUUACCAAACAAAUGUACAUUUUUAAUUGCUUGAUAGAAAUGUGAUUUAAAAAUGUUUUGACACAUUUCUUAAUGAAAUAUCUGUGUAUAUUUUGCUAUACAUUAUUUAGACCAAAUGGCAUUUUUUAAACCAGUUUUGAUCAGUAAAAUACCCAAUCCUAGUCUAGACACAUGUCCUGAGAAGCCUUUGUCAGCCAAUGACAGCAAUAAAGAAAUGACAGCAAGUGAGGGCUCAUGCGGGGUGGGGAUGGUCGAUCUAGCCUACCGUUACUGUGUGCACGGGGACCUGGAGACAACGGGAUGGGGGCGAGAGAGCUUGCAAACAAAGCGGCUUUGGGGUUAAUACUACCUGCUUUUCGGUAAAAUCUUGCUGCCCCUGGAAGUGAGUGGGAAAGGUUCACCCCCUUGCAGCCAAUCUGCAAGAGAGUCGGCACGAGCUGCAGCAGCCUGUAUCCUCGGCAUGGAAAGUGCUGGCUUGAAUCUUCCGAGCAGCCGCCAAGACAUGUCAUGGUCCUGCUUCUGGGACUUGGGCUUGGAAAAUAAACUUUUCAAACAUAUCAA